Molecule: messenger RNA, 831 nt
Organism: Aphanomyces invadans
Lineage: Eukaryota; Oomycota; Saprolegniomycetes; Saprolegniales; Verrucalvaceae
Exons: 1
Coding region: 36-407 (123 amino acids)
Biological process (GO): mRNA processing; regulation of transcription elongation by RNA polymerase II; positive regulation of DNA-templated transcription, elongation
Cellular component (GO): nucleus; DSIF complex
Molecular function (GO): zinc ion binding; RNA polymerase II complex binding
Source: RefSeq, a predicted model, not a curated record
CCAAGGUGGUUUGUGUUGGGCGGUAGGAGUCGAACAUGCGCGGCGACGAAGACGACGACGAUAUGGAACAAGGCGUGGUGCACGCGGAAAUCCCGACGACAUUUCGCGAGCUGCGUGCGUGCAUGAUCUGCUCCCUUGUCAAGACGUACAGCCAGUUCUAUGAAUCUGGGUGCGACAACUGCGGCUUCCUUAACAUGCAAGACAACCGCACGCGUGUGACGGACUGCACAACAGCGUACUUUGAAGGGAUGAUCGCGAUGAUGCAGCCAAAGGAGAGCUGGGUAGCGAAGUGGCGUCGCAUCGGCAAAUUCGUGCCGGGCAUCUACGCCGUCGCUGUCACGGGCGACCUCAACGACAGCAUCAAGAAGUUCCUGGAAGAGCGCAACAUCUCGUACUGCGUCAGUUAGUCGCGAUUGUAUUUUCCCUUCACUCCUCCGAUACGAUGCUUUGAGUUGCUUUCAUUCAUAGUUAUCGCUAAUUUUUCACGGAAAACGCCAAGUAGAAAAACACACCGAGCACGAUCACCAUGAAGCUGCCGCAGUACCACGCGCGGACAUCCCUGUCAAGCGGCCGAUAGUCCUUGCGACGCAAAUACAGCACACUGCAGUAGAACACGCCACCUAUAGCCAGCGCGCCCAGCGCUACCAUGAAGACACGAUCCAGUGUCCACCAAGUGGUCGCACUACUGCAGCAGGUGUUACCAGGGCAACACCCUUUCGAAUCAUUGCAGCACGCCAGCACGCCAGCACCCCACCGUCCGGCCCCGCCGUCAAGCAGAGCGGGUUGUGAUCACACGACGACGCCGCUUUGCCAACCACGGCCUUUCGAGGC